AUGACGCCGCUUUUCACUUGGCUGCUACUUGGGCUCGCUGAGACGGGAGCCUCGCAGGGCCUGGCAAACCGUGUGAGAGCCAACGGCACCCGUGCCAACGUCGUCGCGUCGCCGGUGGCCGUCUCCGGGGUCAACGUCUUUCGCCCCGUGGCCGCUCCGGGAAGCUGUCUAUGGGCUUCUGCUGACCACGGCGUAUCACACCACACCCUGGGCCAUGGUCCAGAGUGGUGCGGCCUCUCCGAUGGGCGUGUUGGGCUUUGGCAUACCAAGGGUGGCUUGUGGUAUGUCGAGCUUCUGCGAGCUUCCAGCAAUCUCUACCGCCUCAGAUCUCUGCGCCACCCUGAGAUGUGCUUUGCCAUGUUCACCACCGAGUGCCGGAGGGAUGUUUGCAACAAAGACCUCAAGACAUUAAGGCUACAUCUGACUACCUGCAUCAAGGGCUCGCAUUCUUCCGAGCAAUGGACUUUGCACUACUUGGGUGGCAGCAAGUAUACCAUCCAGACAGCGGGCUUGAGCAAGCGUUGCCUUCACUCCACCCCGAAGACGAGCCUGACGCUUUCCGCGGACUGCAGCACUGCUGACCUACACCACAGCUCCGUGUGGGAGAUCUAUAACCUGGCGGCGGAGAUCCCGCAAGCGGAGCUCACUUGGAUCGAUCACAAGGUGAGGCCGGACGUGGACUUCAGCCGUUUGACCUGGCAGAAGGCCGCAGAGCUCUGCCAAGGCUUCGGCGCGGACCUCUGCUUCCGAGGGGAUGUGUGCCCUAAUGGUGCGGACCACCCUCCGGCAGUGGGGAAGUGGGACUUCUUGCAAGAGACCGUGCCCUCGACGUCGGACCUUUGGGCUGCCUACCGCGUGUGCCAGGGGCCGCGGCCUGUGGCCAAGAUGCAGAACAAAUGGAUCCAAGCAGGUCGGUGGGGCCUGCCACCCAGCACCUGCAUCACGCACCAGGAGGCGGACAAGUCUGAUCCGACCUGGGGCCCCAGCGACUCACCGCAGACCUUCCGCAAAGCCGUGGCUUGCUGCGCAAACCGCAGGGACACCUGCGAGCCGCCGCUGCUUCAGGGCGCGUGGCGCCCUGACAUGGAAAGCGAGGUGAACCGACUCGCGAAGGAGGCUGCAGGCAAGCGACUCGCAGAUCUUGACUUCGCCCAUCGCGACAAGCUCAUGCGUGCCAUGAUGUCGCUGGUGGGCGUGGGGGCGGACCAGGUGGAGGCGACUCUCGCAGAGUGCCAUGAGUUGUGCAAGACCAUGGGCGACACCUCGACUGCCAUGCUGGAUGCCCACGUGCUUCAGGAGCAGACAGAGACUUGUCGAGCUCCAAGGCGUUUGCAGGAGGUCGAGGAGAGAUUUUCCAUCAUCGACGCCAGGAUCGAGGUGCAAUGUAAAGAUGCGCUGAUCCUGAUCAUUGCGGAUUCUGCCUCCUUGAUGCUCAGCGCCAUGGGUUUGGGUUCUGCUGUGGGGCGAAAGCUCGGCCGGGCCUGGGCAGACAGCAUCUUUGCUCGCCUCUUCGGCAGCGAAGUGUUUAGGCAGAGCUUUACUCUCCUGAUGGAAGCGUGGCACGAGGGGAGCCUGCUCGCCAGCAUCAAAGCGGUGUUCCAGUUGCUCGGGGGGCUGUACAGCGGCACAGGGAUUCAAUUUUGGUGGAAAGCCGUCCGUCUCGUUUUCAGCUGGUGGGAUAUUGUUGCUACCAUGCUGAAUGUCGUUGGGCAACUCCUAAUCUGGUUCAGCGGCGCUGAGUUCUUGGAGAUCGGGGGGGAGUUUCUGCAGUUUUCCUCUGCCGUCGGCGUCAUCACCGAGGACGUGAUGAGUAUAAAGAAGAACUGCCCAGAAAAUUUGGAAUUCGAUCCAUGA
Messenger RNA from Effrenium voratum, 1854 nucleotides. The record is from the annotation of a GenBank genome assembly. Lineage: Eukaryota; Dinophyceae; Suessiales; Symbiodiniaceae.